This is a messenger RNA of Tigriopus californicus, 1340 nucleotides long. RefSeq lists its product as uncharacterized. Bases 1 to 1188 code for a protein of 395 amino acids. Gene Ontology annotation, biological process: sodium ion transmembrane transport. Lineage: Eukaryota; Metazoa; Arthropoda; Copepoda; Harpacticoida; Harpacticidae. Gene Ontology annotation, cellular component: membrane. Gene Ontology annotation, molecular function: ligand-gated sodium channel activity. The record is from RefSeq and is a predicted model, not a curated record. The transcript has 3 exons.
AUGUCAGUCAUGGAGAAAAAGGAAUUGAAAGCAACCGUCCCAACCACGAAAGGGAAGAAGCUCGAUCUGUUUCGGCUCAUCCUGAUCAUGGGACUUGGAGCUUGUUUCUUGGCCCAAGUCUGGCGACAACUUGUCAAGUUCUAUAAACGAGACACGACCUUCACGUCGACCAAGCUCUCCGUGGAUCACCUUCUACUUCCCGCCAUUUCCAUUUGCGCUUACCAAGGAUUCAAGUACGAGGAGAUGGCGAAUUUGGGCAUGACUAUUGAUCAAUGGGUCCUGGGUAAAGCUCCAGACCACAUCCCGUUCUCGGUACCUGUAGAUGAAAUGAACGAGAGGUGGCGACGAUCCACGUAUUCUGUGGAGGAGCUUGUCAAGAGCAUAAGUUUCGUGGAUCAUGAGCAGAAGCGACUGCAUUUCGAGGUUGCAGCCGUGGACACGCCAGACAUUCGGAUAGUUGAGACGAAUAACUUGGAGCAAGGUCGAUGCUACACCAUGAACCUCAUGCUCAACUACCGCAAGAAGUUCCAAUUUAUGACAGUCCGAUUCAAGAUUCCUGAGGCGGUCAAGGCCCUGAAUUUGUAUAUCCACGAUUCUGGCGAAGAGAUCAUUGGCUUGGCGGGUAAUUAUUGGGUCCAGCAGCCUUUUUCGAUCCUAAUUGAACCCGAUCACCGCUACAACUUUGAGUUGAACAAGGAGAUACAAAUCUUGGACGCUCAACGAAACUGCACCUCCCACGGUUCUAACCACCACACGAACCGGUGCAUCUUGCAGGAGAUUGUCAAAUCCGAUUGCGUCGAAUGCCAUUAUCCGUAUUAUUCCCCCUUUGAUGCCCGCAACCAAAGUCUGAAGAUCUGCGCCAAGAUCUCGGAAUUACGACAAAUUCGCAAUUGUAUCGCUAAAACCAUCGGGAGGGCUCGAGUCAAUACGUGUCACGAUUCAUGCAGUUUGACCCGCUUCGGAGUUCAAUGGAGAGCCAAUUACAUUCCGGGCACGCCCACCAACGAGACCCUGGGUUUCUUCUAUUUCAAAGAAGUCGAAGAAGAGAUCAAAGAAGAGUAUCGACUCUUCGACUUUGGCGCCAUCUUGGCCGCAGUGGGAGGCUCGAUGGGCCUCUUUCUGGGCUUCUCGUUUUUGGAUUGCGGAGUCGGUGUUCGGAAUUGGGUUCGGAGUUCGUGGAAAAAGUAAAUCCGUUCCCAAGCUCACUUACUGGGUGAUUCUAAUUUUAUUUUCAAUACUGAAGAGUAAUAAUCACAUCUCCAUAUCACUUUGCCUCCUUCAAAAUUACAUCCGGAUCACCCAAGAAACGAAUAAUUAGAAUUAUAAAGCUCUGAUCUCCA